Lethenteron reissneri (Far Eastern brook lamprey) is the source of this 5077-nucleotide messenger RNA. RefSeq names its product mab-21 like 4 (gene MAB21L4). The record is from RefSeq and is a predicted model, not a curated record. NCBI's taxonomy places the organism in Eukaryota, Metazoa, Chordata, Hyperoartia, Petromyzontiformes, Petromyzontidae.
UUGUGAGUGCGUGUGUGUGCUUGUGAGUGCGUGUGUGUACUAUGUAUGGGGAGCGGUAGUUUAGCGGUUAGCGCUACGCUGCGCUACGAACCCGGAGACCCGAGUUCGAUUCGCGCUCACGGCCAACGCCAAUGACGAUUAUCCGAACCGGUCCUGGGCCUCCUCUAGGUUGACCCAGUAGCAAAUGAGUAGCUGGUGCGGUUUGUUAUAAUAAUCGCCACUGGGGAGACAAAGGCGGCUAGGCGUGGUGCUGGCCACCCACCCCCGACUCGUGUGCCGUGCCGGCCUUCAUAGGUGCUACUCGCUAACAGCACUUGCCCCUACAGUCUGGUAAUCCUAUACGGGGGGUCUUUGCCUUUGUGUGUACGUCUGUGUACGCUGUGGGGAGCGGUAGUGUAGCGGUUAGCGCGCUGCGCUACGAACCCGGCGACCCGAGUUCGAUUCCCGCUCACGGCCAACAUUAUAAUCUGAACCGGUCCUGGGCCUCGCUUAGGUAGACUCCGCUUCAAAUGAUUAGCUGGUGCGAUGUUUCAGUUUUAUUUAUGAGGUAUAACCCUGUGCGCCAUGUGGCUCUUGACUCGGGUGCGACCGCAACAAACAAGAACAUGAACAAGAAACAUCUUAAGGUGACUACACGCAACAGCAAAAUCCAGGAAAAAACAGCAAAGUCUUCCAGAAAAAGCACCGCAUUUCAACGCUGUGUGCAGAAAUCCCAGUGGGAUGCAAGUCAAACAAUAACAACUAUAAGACAAUGUAGAUUAAAGUUAUCAGGCUAACUCUGUACUACAACAAACAAACAUGGCUAAACCAAAACGUUUUCAAAAUCACCAAAUGGUGUGUAGUAAACAUCGCCACUGGAGAGACAAAGACGGCCGGGCGUGGUGCUGACCACCCACUCAUCGGCUUGACCCCAACGUCGUCUCUUGAGCGCCGUGCGUGUGAUUGCGUGUCCCUUGCCGUCACUGCGUGUUCACGUGGGUGUGUUCGCACCGCCGGGGGCUUCUUCACACACACGCAACACGGGCGUGUGUGCACACACGGGCGUGACCACGCAGCCCGUCUCGUGUAUAACACGUCCGAGUCCUACCUUGCUCUCAUUAUCUCUCUCACUCUCUCUCUCUCUCCCCGACACAAAGAGAUCGCCCCGUCUCGACCGACAGCCUCUCUCGCUCACCCACCACGCACGCCCCGGCAACGCGCUGACAUUCAGGGACAACCCCCCCCCCUCCACACCCCCAUCGACAUGUGGAGCGCUACCACCGAGUCGGAGGAGUGGUUCAAGAGGUUCCUCUCGGCCAACCGCAUCUACCACGAGCAGCGCGUGGCCGAGCUGCGUGCGGCCGAGGACCUGGUGUUCCUGGUGCUGGAGCAGGUGACGGAGUGGGACCCGCGCUUCCUCGUCAACUACCGGCGCCCGCACGCCAAGUUCGAGUCCGGCGUGCGCGCCGCGCCCACUCACACCACGAUCCGCGUGCCGCUCGCGCUCGAGCCGCACUCCGUCUCCGUGGAGUGGACGUGCCCGCCGGAGGACCGCUACGUGACGCAGCUGCACUGGCUGCACUCCGAGCCCUCCGGGAAGUCGCAGUGCUACGUGGCGCUGGAUGAUGGCGGCGGCGGCGGUGGCGGUGGAGCGGAGAACGGCGUCACGGGACAGGCCAGCUGGGCGAGCUGCCAGGAGGCCGUGCGGAGGGUGAGCUCCGGCUCGACCCACCUGCUGCCCGGCAUGGUUAUCGACAUCCUCAAGUCGAACGUGAGGAAGGCCAUCAUGCUGCUGCAGCAGGACGGCAAACUCGCAAAAGGCGCCGUGGACGCGUCUCUGCUGGACCUGGACGGGCCCUCGCUGUGCCUGCUCGUGCGGAGCGGCAUGCGCACCAUCACCGUGGCCCUCGUGCCCGUCAUCCACCGCGCCGCGCGCCUCUGGAGCGGCGGCGGCCCCGACGAGGAGGCGCCGUGGCCGGCGCUGGGCCCCGAUAGCUGGCUUCCCCGGGCCACCGUCGAGGAGAUACGCAGCACGCCGCAGGACGUGGAGGCCCACGCGUACUACCACUGGAGCCCCGACUUCCGCGAGACGACCUGCAAGCUGCUGGAGGGGGUGGACGACGACGGGGGCCACCGCCUGGACGCCCUCGCCAUCCUCGACCUCGUCAACCGCAACCACUGGCGCCGCAGGGACGCGGGGGGCAGCAUGCUCACCUUCGCUCACCUCGAGACGGCGCUGCUGUGGGCGCUCGACUUCUUCCCGUCGCCGGACGACUGGCUCCAGCUGCACUCCUCCGUCUACCGCCUGCUGCUCGUGCUGCUGCGCUGCGUAUGGCUGCGCCGCCUGCCCCACUACUUCCUGCCGGACCGCAACCUCUUCGGCGACGUCGGGCGACCCCCCGUGCCCCCCCCGCCGCCAUCAUCGUCCUCUCCGGCACCGUCCUCUCCGCCGUCCUCCUCCGCCUCCUCCUCCUGCUCCUCGUCCUCCGUCGCGUCGCCCGCGGCCGCCGCCUCGCUCGAGUUCCGCCAACUCUACGGCCACCUGGAGGACUUUGCCGACCUCCCCGAGCGCUGCCUCGUGGUGCACGCCACGCAGAUCCUCCCGCGGGACGGACACCGCGUGGACGCCUUCCUGCAGCUGCUCGUCCAGCUGCCCGACCCCCAGGGGCAGUACUGGCGGCAGGGAUACUUCGACGUGAUGCUCAAUCUGAUGCAGGUGUACCACAUCAACGACAAGAAGCGCGUGGCCGCCAUGCAGGAGAUGUGGAAGCAGGCGACAGCAUUGCUGGGCGAGGAGGGGUGGACGGUGUAGGGGUGAGCGGUGCGAGAGGGACGCGUGGACGCGUCGUCGUCGUCGACAUCGUCAUCAUGGGAAACAGCAGAAGAUGGAGGAGGAAUAUCUCAGAGGUCCAGAAGUGGGGAGGGGGGAGGGAGGGCCCCAGGUGAUUCCAUUGAUCUGAGUGGUGCAUUAUCAUUCUUAUUAUCGGGGUUUUCUUUAUCGUGGUAAGCACGCAAGGCCGGUACAACGCGCCGAUGGUUUCCGGGGAGGGGGACAGAAAUAUGAUUAUUGUUACUAUUAUUUGGCAGCUGACAAGAACCAGGUUUGUUCAUGUCCUGGGAAGACGGACAGAUGUCCCCACAGAGCAAGCUGCCUCCUCAACAAGACGGCGAUCUUGGGAAGACCAGGACAGGUGGCGACCAGAAUGGGGGGAAUCUGUCUGAGGCGUUGAGUGCAGGCAGCCUCCAGUAGCGUAGCUAACGAGUAUGAGGACCUACAGUGUUAGGAAGAGCUUCGGGGUGAGCUCACCGUCCCGAUUCAUCUCUUGCUGUGUAAACCUACCACGUUUCUGGGAAGCUCAACCGGGCCAACCGGCUGAGCUUGCAGCCUGAAUCACGUUCAGCCCCGCCUACUUUUACAUAGUCACGCCCACUACUCGGGUAGCCCCGCCCACUACUUAGAUAGCCCCGCCCACUACUCGGGUAGCCCCGCCCACUACUCAGGUAGCCCCGCCCACUACUCGGGUAGCCCCGCCCACUGCUCUGGUAGCCCCGCCCACUACUCGGGUAGCCCCGCCCACUACUCGGGUAGCCCCGCCCACUACUUAGAUAGCCCCGCCCACUACUCGGGUAGCCCCGCCCACUACUCGGGUAGCCCCGCCCACUACUCGGGUAGCCCCGCCCACUACUCAGGUAGGCUCGCCUUGUACCAUGAGAUGGGCAGAACAAUUUGACGCGAGGGGUCAAAAUCUUGACUUUGACAAAUGCUUCUGGGAGUCACAGGGACAGACAUUGCGUCCUGGACAAACCGGGACAUUGGGUAUCUUCGGAGACAAAUAUUCAGGAGUUGCGUAUCAUCAGAAUACAGUAGAACCCAGUACAGUGCACGGGACAUGUCGGUAUUGAGUGUCCCAAGAGAGAGAAAACAAAUAAUCACGUUUAAUUUUGUCCCGCACUUGAUUCGGCUAAAUUCCAGCUCUGAGAAUUAAAAUAUCGAUUUGGCUGUCACGCUACGAACAACACUCUCAAGCGGCAGAGCGAGUGGGCAGCGUGCCGCCCUCUGCUGUUCACGUGCACCAGAGUGUAACUUGAAGAGACCUCAGUUGUGGCUCUGUGAUAUCCUCUUCCAUGUGACCUGCCGAUCGACAGACUGCGGCGUGCCCCACUGGUGUGUAGACGGAGGCGGUGGGGUGGAUUUGAGAGACUUUCCACCCUCGCGCCAACUUCCACGGUGCAGGCGUCACGGCCACGGCAGCAUCCGUCACCUCGGGGACGGCGUUCAGACGCAGAUCGCCGUCAUGGUUUACAGCCCUCGGUCAAUCCGCUGCUGGAUGAGGGCCUCCCUCGAGCCGCGUCGGUCACGGGAGUCGUUUGACCAUACUUCGCCACGCCGGUCGGUGCGGGUUGGUCGAAUUCGAAGCGGCGACGUGUUUGAUUCACACGUUCGGUGCGCAAACCGUUCCGUCACGGCAGCUCCAGUCGUAAAAACAAAAUAAAUCACAGCUUACUGCGGCAACACUUCCCGCCUGGCUCUCAUCAUGGGCUGCUGGCAAAUUAUGCAAACGCGUGCAAAGCCACAGCUGUUUAUUGACCUAACCUUUAGCAGCAGCAGCAACAGCAACACAAAAAAAACUCCCAAAUUGAGUCGAGAUUUAUUUCCCUUGACGGCAUUUGACAUGGCAGAUACAGAGCGGUGACCGAUGGCGGUUUCGGUGGCGCAAACCGCUGUCCCAAAUGUCACGGCGGUUCUUCCUGCCGUGUUGACGCCCGGUUCGGCCGAGGUUAGUGACCCCCGAAUUAUCAUUUACAGAGUCUUUAAAUGAGAAUAUAAAUAAGGAGACAGACGAGCGGACAAUGUAUAUGCCUCCGUCGUGCAAUCCGUGUCUCAGCGUGAAACAGCAAAGUGCUUUCUCAGCCACCCGUCAGCCGCAGGCACGGCCUUCCUUCUGGGAGGGCAUCAUCUCAGCAGCAUGGAUUCGAGACGAGCAAAGCGCCGGGCCAGUUUCAACAAACUGUGUUCUCAUCGGCAGAGUCAGCCUUGCUCGACUCGACGUCGGUGAGCUGCCGAUGUGUCGGGCAAGGACCCCCCCCCCCACCCCCC